This is a messenger RNA of Gongylonema pulchrum, 942 nucleotides long. Lineage: Eukaryota; Metazoa; Nematoda; Chromadorea; Rhabditida; Gongylonematidae. The record is from the annotation of a GenBank genome assembly.
AUGGGUGAGCAUAAGGAUGACUUGACUAUUGAACAGAUUACUGAAAGAAGGACUCUGGAAGAAGCGCGGCAGCUGGCUGAAAAGGAAAUGUUUGAAAACAUGCGCUUAGCGGAACUCAGUGAUGACUGUGCUGCUAUGGUUGGGCCGCAUGAAAAUGAGACUACGUUAAAGGAACAACUGAGCCGCAUGGAACCAUGGAAUAGCUCAGUUCUAGAUGACAAGGCUAUACAGGAGUCCAUGUACGAAGAUGCCAAUUCUCUUUUUGAUUCAUCGGUCAAUGGCGACUUGAAAUGGCCUUCACUCACUCAUCUUUCCCAGGACGUUUCACGAAAGAGCACUCUAAAGCAAGGAAAUGACCAUGUUUUGACCGAGAGUGGUGUUUAUAAGUCCAGUGAAAGUUUAAAUGAUAGUAGCAGCGUUAUCGCAGGUGAAUCCCGUGAGUUGAAUGUCUACAACGGAUCAGACAAAACUGACAUUGCGGAAGAAAAGCCCCAGGUGUUACCAAGCACUUCGAUAAUUCAUGUAAAUCUGAUCGAAAAUUCUGACAAUAAUGCAAAUUCUGUAAAUACGUAUAGCGAACGAGUGAACACUGAAACUGGGAAUGCUGCUGUUGGACUGUCCACUAUGCAGGGACAUUUUAUUAAAUCAUACACACACCUUCCCUGUGCUUCAGGAGCAGAAGAUGCAUGGCCUGAUCACAGUAUUCUGAGCGAACAACAGAAACCAGCUAUCGCGUUUGCGGAGGAUUUAGCUUCACCAGCGCUUUUUUCUGGAAAUUAUUCUACGUAUCACAGUCCUAAAACACAACAGGCGCAGUUCAUUUCACCGCAGAAUAUGAAACUUGGAGAAUAUGGCGCAGUGAAAUUUCGUUCGAUUCCAGCAAGACACAAUUUGUUAGGUAUUCACAUUUCUGUGGUUAAGUAUACACGUCUACUGAAAUAA